CGCCGGACAUGGCGGGGGAGGCGGUGGGACGGGGAGGGUCGGUCCCGCCGGAGCCCGAGCGGCAGAACCCGCAGUCCGAAAAGCAGAACCCGCAGUCCGAGAAGCAGAACCCCCAGUCCGAGCGGCAGAACCUGCUGUCCAAGAGGCGGGAGCGGCGGCAGCACCGGUCGGAGGGCCGGUUCCCGCUCCACAGGCUGCUGGUGCUGGCCCGGCCGGGCGAGGGGGCAGCGGCGGUGGCAGGUUAUCACAGAGAGUUGUUUGAAAAGGCAUUAGAAGACCACUGGAGAGAACAAGUUUCAGGACUGCUGCUUGUCUGCUCCAGCUACAUUUGUCAUGUAGUAGAGUCCUGCAGUAGCACAAUCCAUCUCCUCAUCCAAGAUUUAGCUUCUUUCCAAAAUCAAGGUCACAGUGCUUUGCUCCAGGAAAUUAAAGUUUUAGUGGUGGCCCACGACAUCCCCAGCAGACUCUUCCCAGACUGGUACGUGGCAGCAGGGACAUCCCCCCCAAGGUGUCCUCCAGGCUCCACACAGCCCCAGUCUGCCCCAGAACUGGCUGCAGAGUGCCUCGACCUCCUGCUCAAGCUGGCUGCCUCUGUUCAGAGUUCUGAGGAUGACAGCCAGGAGACCAAUGAGAGUGUUCACACCAUUGCACCUGAGCUGCUAAUCCCAACAGAGACAAUUAACUCUUUGGUUAAUGCUGGUGAAUGUGUAAGCCCAGAAGAUUUUCUGAGAGUUUAUUUAAGUCCUUCACAGCCUGUCCUGGAUUCAGAAACGGUGUGGCCUGUUCCAUCUCAUUUCUCUCCAUGACACAGGCUGUGCCCAGUGUUUCUCCUUUAAUAUCUCUUUAAUAUCCAUCCACACACCAAGGAACAGAUGUGCAUUCAUUCCCAGCCUGUG
Messenger RNA from Calypte anna (Anna's hummingbird), 896 nucleotides. RefSeq names its product testis expressed 47 (gene TEX47). The record is from RefSeq and is a predicted model, not a curated record. Gene Ontology annotation, molecular function: blue light photoreceptor activity; FAD binding. The transcript is spliced from 7 exons. Bases 9 to 806 code for a protein of 265 amino acids. Lineage: Eukaryota; Metazoa; Chordata; Aves; Apodiformes; Trochilidae.